AUGGUAACGAAAACAAAAAAGAUUUUCGUCGGUGGAUUGUCUGCUUCAACAACCCUCGACGAUAUGAAGAACUACUUCGAACAGUUCGGCAAGAUCGAAGAUGCCAUGCUCAUGUUCGAUAAAUCAACAAAUCGACACAGAGGGUUCGGUUUCAUUACUUUCGAUAGUGAGGAAGUGGUAGAGAAAGUCGUCGAGAUUCAUUUCCACGAAAUCAACGGAAAAAUGGUUGAAUGCAAAAAGGCUCAGCCAAAAGAAGUAAUGCUGCCAGUUCAGCUGGCUAAAACUCGUUCUUCUGCCAGAGGCCUUUACGGCAUUCCGGAGCAUAUUCUUGCUAACCUGUAUGGAUACAUUUUCGCCCCCGGUGACAAAGUGUAUACUGAUCUUAGUCUGACCGCUCCUGCUUUAGCAGUCGCGGGUGCUCGUCCUGAUUUUACCCGUUCAAGUAAGUUCUCAAAGUUUCUUUUCUGUGCACUGCAGUGCGAUGAAAACUAUUCCAUGCAGUUAUUGUUUUACUUCAUAAUAUUUUAGCU
Messenger RNA from Soboliphyme baturini, 530 nucleotides. Lineage: Eukaryota; Metazoa; Nematoda; Enoplea; Dioctophymatida; Soboliphymatidae. The record is from the annotation of a GenBank genome assembly.